GUCUUCUUUUACCAGAAAGGGUCAUAAGGCACCUGGUUGAGACUAGAGGUGUUCAUCCGGACUGUAUCAGGAUCCAACAGCAAAAAAAUAUCAAGGCGGUGCAGCACUGCUCAGUGCAUUUACAGCAUCCGUAACGCCAUACUACUCUGAGAGAUGGGCUGCUACCCAACUGUUGUGUUUCUGUACUGUUUCUGUGGGCUUGUUGCUGUUUGGGCACAGCCAACGGCAACAGAAGAAUCAGUCGUAGAAGUGCCAGAAGACUGUAGAGAGGAGAUGUACCCCUGUACUAGGAUGUACUCUGUCCAUCAGCCUACAAAGACAUGCCUCCAUGCCAUGUGUAUCUAUAGUCUUCGCCGAGUUUAUGUGAUCAACAAAGAGCUCUGUAUGAAGACUGUAUGUCCACAGGAAGAGCGACUGAAAGCGGAACUAUGCAGAGAGAAAUCUGGCUGGCCCAAAAGACUUCAGAGAUCAGCUCAAAAAAUUACUGGCUUACCAGUAAAACCGAAACAGGGGAAACCGGGACAAAUGCAAAGACUGAGUGAUCAUGAAUAAAAAAAGUACAGGUUGGAAAGAUGGACGAAGCAUUUAAACAAAAACAACUCCAUGUUAUUUUGAACUUUGUGUUCAAGUUUCUGGCUAGGUGUGUCUUUUAACUCUAGCUUAUAUUUUCUUUUCUAUAUUAUUGCAAGGUCAUUUCUCAUUGUACGUUAAACGAGAUACAGUGAGGUCCAAAUGUUUGAGAUGGCAUUUUGAAAAAUUCCAAAAUAAUAUAUAAAAAUCAAGAUUCUGCUCUAUUUCUUGAUCCCUAUUUAAAUAAAAGUAAAUGUGUGAUAUUGGUCAUGUUAACUAUUUUGUACAAACGGUCAGAUUUUCCUUGUGUCUAAUCUCUUUUACGUAGUCAAACCAAAUGCUGAAACUCAGACAAAUAUUUCAGAUUCAAUUAUUUUUAAGUUACAUUAAAUUACAAAAUAAUGUAAAAUCAAAGCAUUGUCACUAAUGUGCUCAGAUUUUUGGACCCUACUGUAUAUAUGGACAGAUAUUUUGCUAAAUAUAGCCACAUUAUUCAAUAUCAAUAUCUAACCAUUGUAUGCUCAUGAGUCCAUUUUAUAUAAUUUAGUGUUUCAGUGUAAGCAAAAAAAAAGUAUGAUGCACUUAAAGCAAUUAAAAUAUAUCCUGUCAUGUCAAUAAUUUAGUUUUAUAAUGCUAUAAAUACAAUAAAUUCAAGUCCAAACCUC
Molecule: messenger RNA, 1235 nt
Organism: Tachysurus vachellii
Lineage: Eukaryota; Metazoa; Chordata; Actinopteri; Siluriformes; Bagridae
Gene: mfap5
Product: microfibril associated protein 5
Exons: 7
Coding region: 154-552 (132 amino acids)
Biological process (GO): embryonic eye morphogenesis
Cellular component (GO): microfibril
Source: RefSeq, a predicted model, not a curated record